This is a messenger RNA of Humulus lupulus (European hop), 665 nucleotides long. RefSeq lists its product as uncharacterized. Gene Ontology annotation, molecular function: cysteine-type peptidase activity. The transcript is spliced from 5 exons. Lineage: Eukaryota; Viridiplantae; Streptophyta; Magnoliopsida; Rosales; Cannabaceae. Bases 58 to 639 code for a protein of 193 amino acids. The record is from RefSeq and is a predicted model, not a curated record. Gene Ontology annotation, biological process: proteolysis.
AUAGGAGAACGCGAGGCUAUCUUCAUCACUUCGGAAGACGUUUAUCAAGCAGCCUCCAUGGAUAAUAUUGGAUCCUCAGCUAUGCUGUUUGGUAUGAGAUGCAUUUGGGAAAGCAUGCACCCAAAUUCACGACAAUUAUAUAAAUUUUUUGACACCGAACAUCUUUCUAUUGGCAAUGAUGAAAGUAAAAACUAUACGGUGGAUCUUAUAGCCAAAUGGAUGAUGACUAUGGAUAGACGAGGCCAAAUAUAUUUCAUUCCUUGGAUUGUUGAUCGACAUUGGAUGUUGGUGCUCGUGAUGAUGCGGGGGAUGACCAUAAUUUUGGACCCUUUAAAAAAUCAUAAAUCUCCACCAAUAAUUACAGAGGUUAUGGAAAAAGCAUACGCACAAUGUUUGGAAAAUGAAUACAUCGGCACAUUUACAAAAUUGGUGAGAGGUUCUUGUCCAAAACAACCUGAAAGUCAUGAAUGUGGUUAUUAUGUACUAAGAUACAUUUAUGAUCUUGUAAAUGCACCGAAUCCAGCAGAAGUUAUCAAGAAGAAAUGGUUUGACAAAAAGCAAUUCAAUGUCAAAGAGGAUCUACUACCACUACAAAGUGAUUGGUUAGCUAGAUUAAUGCCAUUUGUUUAUGAAAUCUAAAUUUUUGUAUGUAUGUAAGAUUAAAG